Schistocerca americana (American grasshopper) is the source of this 1865-nucleotide messenger RNA. Its product is annotated as serine/arginine-rich splicing factor 4-like. The record is from RefSeq and is a predicted model, not a curated record. The coding region runs from base 139 to 954 and encodes 271 amino acids. Lineage: Eukaryota; Metazoa; Arthropoda; Insecta; Orthoptera; Acrididae. The transcript is spliced from 6 exons.
GUAACACUGGCUAUGGUAGUAUCCAGUGAUGAUAGUAGCGCGAUGUCUAAUUUGUCAGUGGGAUUUGAUAAUCCGUAGUGUUUAUAUUGACAUUGUUUGUUGUGAUAGGUGGUGGGUAGAAUUAUCUGUAAAGUUACAAUGAGCAGAUAUUCAAGUGACUCAAACUCUAGUCGAGGAGAAGAUCAUUAUCGGAAGAAAAAAAAGUCAAAUAGAAGUGGAGGAAGGUCAAGAAGCUGUUCAUACUCCAGCAGUGACAGUAGUUAUUCUAAACGGCACUCACGAAAGCACAAGAAGGGAAAACAUCACCACUCUCAUAGUAGGGAUCAUUAUGGCAAAAGAAUGCUCAAUGACCAGUCACACUCAAAAAAUAGGACCCAUAGCAGGCGAUCCAGAGAGAGAUCAAGGUCACUAUCAAGAGAGAGAUCACAUGACCGUAUAAUAUCCAGAUCUAAAAAGAAGGUUAAAAGGCAUUCUAGGUCCCGAUCUCCAUCAAAGUCCAGACACAGAUAUAGAUCUUACUCGAGAUCACUAUCGAAAGACAAAUCGAGAUCACGUUCACGUUCCGUACAGAGAUCUCUGUCACAGAGUUCGAGAGACUCCCAGCUGUAUACUAAAAUGAAGACAGAGAAACAAGAUCAAAAAGAAAUCAGUGAAGUUAAUGAAGGACAGAAAGAAAAUGGAAAAAGUUUGAAAGAGCAAAUUACAGAAAGUGCAGAAAAGAUUCUCGGGAUUACUGUUACAGGAAUCACUUCUCUGGGACCAUCACAAAGUGUUUUGGACAAAUUGAAUAGUCCUGGAUUUGAGCAGAGAUCAUUUGUAUCAACAAAAUCUGCUGGGAGAAUAGCGGAUAAAGCACUGGAAGUUGAAGUAGAAGCACCUGCUCCACCACUGUUAACAAAUGAUGAUGAUCCAAAAAGUAUAUUUCACUCAAGAGUCAGUAUCCUCACUGAAUGACUUCAGGGAAUCCGGAGAGACUUAACAAAAUAUCCACUUUAUGUAAUUGAAGGCAACCCCCUCUAUAUGUGGAUAAGUUCAAAGUAAUGCCUGUAACAGAGAGAGAGAACCUCAUAGUAUAUAGUAUCAGACUGCAAGAUCGGUGGUUGACAUUGUGACCAUGUCACACUAUACUAUUAUUUUGGAGUAAUACUGAGGAGCAGUAUGUGUGUGGUGCUCUCACAAAGACAGAUUUGUUGGAACUGUUCCGUGAAGGAAGUUAAAAACAAGAUGUUAGUAUAACAAAGUCUAGAUCGAUUAAGCAUGACAGUAGACAUAAGAUGGAUACAGAGACAUGUUACUAGGAUCAUAACAGGUCAGAAUAGCCCAUUGCAUUAGUUUAAAAGAAAUUCUCAAGAAACUUAAAACUGAAUAUCUGGAGGGAAGAUAACAGUUCUCACAAAACCUUGUUGGGUAAAUUCAGAGAAACAAGACUGCAUAGCGGUAAUAAAACACCCUGAGGAAGGCCAUUUGCAACAGUGGCAGAAGCAUCUGAGAAUUUUAUAUAUUGUGUUUACAUACCCUGAAAAAUUAUAUUGACAGUGACAACGGCCGCGAAUGGAAUAGGACAAAAAUAGGCAAUACUGUUACAAAGUACCAUAGACCUGUAUUACACAGCAAAACUCCUUUGCUUACCAUGUCAUACUGUUCAACCAUUCCAUAUCACAUAGGCUUCUGUCAGAGAGAAAAUUAAGUACAAGAUUGGAAUAGGAUCUCUAAACAGUCACUUAUGUUUGGAGAAUAUCUUUAACCCUUAAAUCUGUAAAAUCUGCAGUGCAAAUUACAUUUGUUGGAGCAGUUGAUGCUGAAAAAUUGACAAUUGUCUAAAUAUCCAUUUAAAAAAAAACCUUUUGGUUUUAUUGAAGUGCCUG